Haemonchus placei is the source of this 1182-nucleotide messenger RNA. Lineage: Eukaryota; Metazoa; Nematoda; Chromadorea; Rhabditida; Trichostrongylidae. The record is from the annotation of a GenBank genome assembly.
AUGAGGCUGUCCUUGCUCGUACUACUCGUUUCUAUUGGCGGAAGUCUGUGCCAUGAAUUCUUCAAUGUUGGAGUAUUCAAAGUAGGUGGGCUGCCUCCAUGUGCUCAUACCUGCCUGUCUGACCUGUUUUAUAUAACCGGUAAAUUGCUCAGUCUGGAAAAUACGACCGAGACUUUCAGUGAGUUAUGCAGGACCUACAACAAAGCUGCAUUAUGUGUAGACGAGCAGGAGAACUGUCUUGGAGGUAUCCUAUUCGAUACUUUGUUCGGUGGCUUCGAGACGUUAUGUGACGAGGAAGCGGAGGAGAUCGAGCCUCAUGUGGAGUGUCUGGCUAACAGGACCGAAGAGGUCGUGCAGAACUGCGAUGCGAAUUGCACGUUCACCGAUUCUAUCGCCCAGGUCACUGCUUACGAAGCCUCACGUCGCUUCUCCAAGUUCAAGAGGCCCAGUUGGCUGUUUGAGAAGGAACUCGGACCUGUAUGCACGUCUCUGGGAUGCAUGGGCAGCUGUGUGGCUAGGGAGCUCAAUAAUGAAUGUGGUGAGCCAGCUGGAACUGUUGUAGUGGAAGCUGUCAUGAGGCCAUUUUUCAAAUCCGCUGCUAUCCUCGAUGAGUUAGGAAAACGGGCAAAGGCACUCGUGAAUCGUCAGAUGCCUGAACAAUGCCAAUUCCUCACCGAUAAGGAGCAACUGAACGACCUAAUCAGAGGAGUGGAACUGGAAGUAGUGGAAGGAAGUGGUGAGGAGGGAAGCGGUGAAGGUAGUGGAGAAGAAACCGGCGAGGGUAGUGGUGAGGGUAGCGGUGAAGGAAGCGGAGAAGAGAUGCCAGAGGAAGAAAAGGAGGAAAAAGAGAAGCCCAAGCACCCGAUCCGAUGGCGUCCACACCCACUUGGCUUCAAACGACCACCUCUCCACAGCCUCCAUCCAUCAAGGCAUGGAUCUACGAAAGUUGUCGUCAUAACCUCGAAAGGACGUUUUUCGAGAUCGCUAAACUCGAAUUCAAGGGAGGUGGUACGUAACAUCCUUCUCGAAAGGAACGUCACCCAAGUGCCACCCAGAAGCAGUCAUAGCCGUGAGAUUGUCAACAGCCGAGAGAUGAACAGCCGCGAGACUGUCCGCAGCCGCGAGGUUGUGAACAGCCGCGAGAGUCGCGAGCAGCUCGGACGCGUUCUUGUUAGGAGCUGA